This is a messenger RNA of Emiliania huxleyi CCMP1516, 1824 nucleotides long. RefSeq lists its product as hypothetical. Lineage: Eukaryota; Haptophyta; Isochrysidales; Noelaerhabdaceae. The coding region runs from base 1 to 1824 and encodes 607 amino acids. The record is from RefSeq and is a predicted model, not a curated record. The transcript is spliced from 3 exons.
AUGGCUACGAGCGUAGUGCAGGUGGCGGGCAAGGACUUCGACCUCAGUGAGGUCCUUGGCCUCAAUGCGCACGGGCUACAUGCGAUGCUGCGUGCCUGCGCUGAGGGGCUGUGCGCGGCACAGGCCAGCACGAAAGAGCUACGCGCUGAGCUGGCCGCGGUGCGAAAGGCGGCCGACGAGCGCACUGCGAACCUCGAAGCCGCUCUCUCUGAUACUAAGGUGGCCGGAAGCUCGCUCGCAGACCUUCAGAGCGCCCAGGCCGAGGCGGCGAGCGCGGCCGAGACAAUGCGGCAGCAGAUUGGGGCACUGGGAGCCUCAGUUGAGCAGCGUCUCGCCUAUGGGGGGCAGGUACUAGAGGCCAAGUUGCAGAGUAUCGUUUGUGACCUGAGCGAGCUGAGAGCUACACUCUCGCAGAAGCUCAGCCGCGAUGCUCUUGACCAAAGCCUCCAGUCCCUCGAGGAGCGGCUUGGCGCGCUGGCGACGGGCGAGGCGCUCGUGGAGUGCGAGCACCGGCUCACCGAGCGCUUCAACCAGGCUAGCGCCGCAUCAAUCGAGCGGGCGGAAAAGCAAGCGGCCAGCGCGGAGGCGGCAGCGGCGCGGAUGACUCGCCUCGAGCAAGAGAGCCUGCCGCGCCUCCGGAGGGAGCUGCACGAGGAGAUCCGUUCGGCCGAGUGGCGGUCAAAUUUGACCAAGCAAAUGAAGGCGCUCUCCGCUGCAUCGGACGCGCGCUUCGCGGAGACCACUCGCGUCAGCGAGUCGCUCGAGCGUCGCCUGACUCAGCUGGGGGAGCAGCUUGCCGAGGCGCGCUCCGAGUCAUCCGAGACCCACGUCGCCAUGCGCAAGCUGCGCUCGGACUCCAAGGCGGCUUGGGAGCGAGCGGCCUCGGCAGAGGGCAGGGUAGCUGAGCGCCUGGAGAGGGCCGAGUCCGCUCUCGGCAGUCAUGGCACUGAGCUUGAGAAGCUGAGGAAGGAGGCUACACGCCAGGACCAACUGCGUCUCGAGCAGCACGAGGCCUCCCUUGAGGCGUGUGAGGAGGCUCGGCUCAUCGCGGGCAGCGCUCUCGACAAGACUGAGGCUCUCCGAGUCGAGGCAGCCGGCCGGCUUCAGAUGCUUCGCCAGCGGCUGACUCGGGCGGAGAAGGAGAUGCUGCGUCAGCUCGAGGAGUCAGCACCGCUCGACUCUCCGGAUGCCUACGCCGAGCUGAGCCAGCGCAUCGACACCAAGGCCGACGUGGACGCGACGGAGCGGUGGCUUGAGGCGACACAACAGCUCGGCGCGGAAGUGACCGCAAUGCACGCCCGCACAGCGACGCUGAGCAACGGGCUGAAGGUCCUGAUGCGCUGGGUCGAGGGGAUGGCCGACCGCGUGACAGGCGUGCAGGGCACGCAGCAUUCCCUCCAGAGUGCCCUCGCCGCAACUCGCGAAGAGGUCUCGCACAACGCAGAGGUGGCGCACGCCUCAGCCCAGGGCGUCGCGGGGCACCUGCGGGCGCUCCUCGCGACGAUGGACGCAGAUGCUCGCAGUCGCUCGGCGACGCGUGACGGCUAUUUUAGCCCGCAUUCCGCCGGUCCGCCCAAGACGACGCAGCAGUUUCCACCCUCGCCCGCCGCUGCCAGCCCGCGUGCAUGGAGCCGCGCGCAAACAGCACUCAAGGAGGCCGCGCGACUGCCGGCCGAGCCGAUGGGCGGAGGCGGCGCGUCCGCGGUCGCGACGGGCCCGGUGGCUGGACGGACCGCGCCGCCGACACCGCGCGGAACGAGCGCGGCGGCAACCAGCCAGGGGACGGGCGGCGCAGGCCAUGCCAUCACCGUCACCGCGACAUGA